Pipistrellus kuhlii (Kuhl's pipistrelle) is the source of this 1485-nucleotide messenger RNA. RefSeq names its product succinate-CoA ligase GDP-forming subunit beta (gene SUCLG2). NCBI's taxonomy places the organism in Eukaryota, Metazoa, Chordata, Mammalia, Chiroptera, Vespertilionidae. Gene Ontology annotation, cellular component: succinate-CoA ligase complex; mitochondrion. The record is from RefSeq and is a predicted model, not a curated record. Bases 63 to 1355 code for a protein of 430 amino acids. The transcript has 11 exons. Gene Ontology annotation, biological process: tricarboxylic acid cycle; succinyl-CoA metabolic process. Gene Ontology annotation, molecular function: succinate-CoA ligase (GDP-forming) activity; ATP binding; metal ion binding.
GCCUCCGGCCUCUCGUCCCCCCGGCCUCCCCGCCUCCGGCCCCGCUCCCCGUUCCUGCUAAGAUGGCGUCCCUGGCGGCUGCGCGGGCGCUUCUGCGAGACCUGGCGCUCCGGCCGCGGCUCCUGGCGGCCAGGUCGCAGGCAGUCCACUUAACCCCCAGACGAUGGCUGAACCUGCAGGAGUACCAGAGCAAGAAGCUGAUGGCCGACAACGGAGUGAAAGUUCAGAGGUUCUUUGUAGUGGACACUGCGAACGAAGCUCAGGAGGCCGCUAAGAAACUGAAUGCAAAAGAAGUAGUCUUAAAAGCCCAGAUCUUAGCUGGAGGAAGAGGAAAAGGUGUCUUCAGCAGCGGUUUGAAAGGCGGCGUUCAUUUAACCAAAGACCCUAAAGUUGUGAGACAGUUGGCUAAACAGAUGAUCGGGUAUAACCUGACAACGAAACAAACUCCAAAAGAAGGUGUGAAAGUUAAUAAGGUGAUGGUCGCUGAAGCCUUGAACAUUUCCAGGGAGACCUACUUUGCGAUUCUGAUGGACCGGUCCUGCAACGGCCCCGUGCUGGUGGGCAGCCCCCAGGGGGGCAUGGACAUCGAAGAGGUGGCGGCUUCAAGUCCAGAACUUAUUUUUAAGGAGCAGAUUGACAUUAUGGAAGGGAUAAAGGACAGUCAAGCUCAGCGGAUGGCAGAAAAUUUGGGCUUCCAUGGGCACUUGAAAAACAAGGCCGCCGAUGAAAUUAAGAAGCUGUACAACCUCUUCCUGAAGAUUGAUGCCACACAGGUGGAAGUGAACCCCUUUGGUGAGACUCCGGAAGGACAAGUUGUCUGUUUUGAUGCCAAGAUAAACUUUGAUGACAACGCAGAAUUCCGACAGAAGGACAUAUUCGCCAUGGAUGACGGAUCAGAAAACGAGCCCAUUGAAAACGAAGCUGCCAAAUACGACCUCAAAUACAUAGGACUGGACGGGAACAUCGCCUGCUUUGUGAAUGGUGCUGGCCUCGCCAUGGCUACUUGUGAUAUCAUUUUCCUGAAUGGAGGGAAGCCAGCCAACUUCUUGGAUCUUGGAGGAGGCGUACAGGAAUCUCAAGUCUAUCAAGCCUUCAAAUUGCUCACAGCUGAUCCUAAGGUUGAAGCCAUUCUAGUCAAUAUUUUUGGUGGAAUUGUCAACUGUGCCAUCAUCGCCAAUGGGAUCACCAAGGCCUGCCGGGAGCUAGAACUGAAGGUGCCCCUGGUGGUCCGGCUUGAAGGAACCAACGUCCACGAGGCCCAGCGCAUCCUCAGCAGCAGCGGGCUCCCCAUCACCUCGGCCGUGGACCUGGAGGACGCAGCCAAGAAGGCCGUGGCCAGCGUGGCCAAGAAGUGAGCCUGGGCCCUGAUCCCUGGAGGAAGAAGUCCAUUUGCCAUAAAACGGGCUGGUUCUCUUCUCACUGAAGGAAAUGGUUAUCUCUUUGGGGAAAACUCAGGAAGGGGAGAAGCAAAACCAUUGUGUAAAA